Pocillopora damicornis (cauliflower coral) is the source of this 1017-nucleotide messenger RNA. RefSeq names its product protein LSM12. The record is from RefSeq and is a predicted model, not a curated record. NCBI's taxonomy places the organism in Eukaryota, Metazoa, Cnidaria, Anthozoa, Scleractinia, Pocilloporidae.
UACAAACUCUCCUAAAACUAGUAAGGCAGGAUUUAGAACUCGUGUACGCAUGAGUGGAAGUACCGGUGGAAACAUGGCGACUGGCGACGCAAAAGACAGCAAAGAAAUUCCACCGGGAACGAAAGUGGUUUGUACCACUUGCUUUGAUGAAAAAAUUGAAGGAGAAGUUGUGGCUUUCGAUUACGGAGCCAAGCUUUUAGUAAUUAAAUCUUCCAAGAACCCCAAGAAAAAUGUUACAGAUAUAAGGAUGUUGAACUUGGCUCGCAUGAAGACGCUGAACGUUUCAGAAGUAUCCAACAAACCACCUCCUUCUCUGCCAUGUGUAGAACAUGACAAAAUUGAUAAAAAGAUUGCAUUAGCUCUUGAGCAGAAACGACGAGCAGUAGAGAAAAUAGGCAUCAAUGUAACACCAGGAGCCCAAAAGCUGUUCGACACCAUAAACAAAACAAUUAAUGAAGUCAAGUGGAAUGGGAAAAGUAUUGUGGUCAUGAAUGAAGUAACAAUUGAUCCACCUUACCAGGAGAGUGAUUGUCACGGAAAUGAAAAAUCUCGCGAACACAUUAUCAAGAUUGUCAGAAAGCAUAAUGAAGAAGAAAGCAACCAGCCUGGAUAACAAAAGUAAAUCACAAAGCUGCUCAAAAAUAAUUAAAAAAGGUUUUCAAAGGAGGAAGGGAUGAAGAGUUUCCUCCACAGUCCCAAUGCCAACGUUGCUUGUUUCUGGUAGCUGGCUAAUUGGCACGUAUGCAGACAGAACCCAAAUGAAGAGGGCAUUGCACAUGUAGGGAAAAGCAUUAGCAAAAGUGUGGGAUGAUUCCCUCCAUACAGAGCCCAGUAAGGAAACCAGCUCUUGCUGAUGUCCACGGUCACCUGGUGUGCUCUUGUGGACGGGAGUAACAGCUACACCAAAUGCACCAUAAAUUUUUUCUUUCCCAUAGUCUUAGGGCCUCUUCAUAUGAGCCUGGCUUAGGCUGGUUCAGUGUCCCACACCUUGCCACAGCAAUAAAGUGUGAUAUCCUC